AUGAAGAUUAAAUCGUUGGAUUUCUACCCCAUCAAAGCCCUUCGCCCAAUCCCUCUCACCUCGGCAACCCUCACCCCGCAAGGCAUUCUACACGACAGAACCUACAUGCUCUUCAAGGUCAACCCGGACUCCACCUUGCGCAAGCUUCAGCUGUCCUCAUUUCCCCAAUGUGCUCUGUUUUCCCAAGAAAUUAUGUCUUCCUCCGGAGACAAGGGCGUCGAAAAUGAUCCCAGCAGCGACGACACUAUCCUUGUCAAAUACCACAUCCCCUUACCACCCCUCAUCGACCACCAUCCGCUUCAGGACACGACCCUCUCGGUGCCUCUGGUCCCCGAUGCCAGUAAGCUCGAGAAGGUCACUGUCGACCUCCAUGGUAGCCCCACCGAAGCUCUCCGCAUGGGCGACCCUUAUGACGCCUUCUUCUCCGCCUGCCUCGGAUUCCCCACAAUCUUGGUCCACAUCGGCUCCGGACGCCGCGCCGUCCUUGGCACUCUGGCCCCGGGCUCCUCUGCCACCACACAACAACCCUCCCUCCUCUCCUCCAUAACAUCCUACCUCCCCUUUACCUCCUCUACCCCAAAGCCGGAUCACUGGUUAACAUUCACUGACUGCGCACCGUACCUGAUAACCUCCUCCUCUUCCCUGUCCUACCCUUCUCUAACCCCCUACUCCCCCGCGUCCCCAGACACUCCAAGCCCAAUCAUGCCCAAAUUCCGUCCCAACAUAGUGGUAGAAGACCCUUCCGAAGCCCCCUUUGCAGAAGACUUCUGGGGCGAGCUUUCCCUCCCAAAAUCAGGUGCCAAACUUCUCCUGACCGCAAACUGCGGCCGCUGCUCCUCCUUGAACGUCGACUACGCUCUGGGCCGGCAAGCUCCCGGUCCAGAGGGAAAGCUGCUCAACACACUGAUGAAGGACCGACGCGUCGACCCGGGACACAAAUAUGCUCCCAUUUUCGGCCGGUACGCGUUCCUUUCCGUGGACGGCCCCGAAGGAUCGGCCGAGGGCACUGAGCCCGAUCAGGCCCGUGUCAAAGUCUCCGUCGGAGAUGAAGUCACCAUUACCCGCCGCAACGCCGAGCGUACCGUCUUCGACUGGCCUCUGAACGCAGCACCGCCUAACAAAUCGGUGGCUGUCGCUUGA
This is a messenger RNA of Colletotrichum truncatum, 1140 nucleotides long. Its product is annotated as MOSC domain-containing protein. Gene Ontology annotation, molecular function: pyridoxal phosphate binding; molybdenum ion binding; catalytic activity. The record is from RefSeq and is a predicted model, not a curated record. Lineage: Eukaryota; Fungi; Ascomycota; Sordariomycetes; Glomerellales; Glomerellaceae.